GUUACCUUUGAAGGGUAUUUUGCGCGCUGUGCAUGAACUGGAGUCCCAUUAUGAGUUCAGAUGACAAAAAAGAAACGGAAACAUCCAAUGAAUGUGAUGAGGGUUUUCUACCUGAUGCGAAUCCCACUUUGGAAUCUCCACGAUUCUCUAUGGCCAUGAAAAUGAAUCGUCAUGAUAAGGAUAAAGACACAUUGCUACCUCCUUCACCUCCAAAGUUUGUGUCAAUGAAUCAACUUGCUGAAGCAGCUAAAGCAUUUUAUAAUAUGUCUUUAGCACAUGAAAUAACUGUGGAUUCUCAGUUUAGACUGGAGAAGUACGAACCACCAGAAAAAAGUUUGGAAUAUUGUAUUAAAGAAACAAUGCAUAGAGCAUUUUGGGAUAUUUUACGAUCUAGUUUAGAAUGUGAUCCUCCAGACUAUGAACCAGCUUUACGCUUACUGGAAGAAGUUAAACAGUCAUUACAAAGUUUAGUUUUGCCUAAUCAAACAACAUUGAAAACACUUAUUGAAAAUCUUUUGGAUAUGGAUAUAGCUAAAUCUCAAUUAGAAGAAACUGGUUAUUUAAGUUUAGAAAUGUAUAAAAAUGAAGUAAUUAAUUUAAUGAAACAAUUUUGUGCUCCAAUACGUGAUCAAGAAGUUGAAGAUUUAAGGAAAAUCAAUGAUCCAAUUGAUGCAUUCAAAAAUGUUUUUAUUCUGUUGGAUAAAAUGCAUAUGGAUUUGGCUAAUUUUACAAUUAAACAAAUGAGACCAUAUAUUCGUCAAACUGCUGUUACAUAUGAACGAACAAAAUUUGCUACAUUUUUAGAAGCUCAACAAAAACUUGGUAUUGAUGGCUUAGCUCAUACACGUGAUUGGAUUAAACAAGCACAUGAUGAUCUUCUUCAUGUAUCACAUCAACCAAUUAAUCAUGAGUGCCCCAAUACAUCCAACAAUAUCAGCACCAAUGAUAAGAAUACUCCAGCGGAUCUUAAAAACACUCCAGAUAGUUGCUCUACCACAAGUAAUGAUACUAUCCCAUUGACACCGAAUAAUAUACUACGUGAAGCUUAUUUGAAGUUAUUGACAUGGCCACGGGAUCGUGAUUGGCCUGAGACAAUGCUCAUGGAUCAGUAUCGUCUUAUAGAUUUAGGCAAUCAAUUAACCAUUAUUAUCAAUUUAACAUCUCUUGUUCUAGUUGUAUGUAAUUAUAUAGCAUUGAAUGUAUCAACAUUCACUAAAACUGGAUCAUCUUCAUUCACUGCAACAAAACCAAUUUUUUCAAUGUCACUUGAAACUAGUUUACCACAUGAUUCAAUGAUAAAAUUGAAAAAAUCCAUUUGUCAAGAUGUUGCACCAAUAUUACAUGGAAUCUCUUUAAAUUAUAAACCUGAUCAAUUAGUUGAUGAUAUAAUUGAACAAGUUAUAUUGACAAUUGAAUUAUGGUAUAAUCGAUGCAUACAAUCUUGUAAUCUAGUUACAUCAUCAUCAUCUAACUUAUCAACAUUAACUGAGCAUAAAUCAUUAUGUACAACUGCUUCUAUGACAGAUUAUGGACGUAAUGAAUUAAGUUUACAAUUGACUUCAGUUAUUCUCAGUGAACAUCCUGUUUAUAAACUGAUGUAUAAACGAGCUAUGGAUUUUCUACGAUCUGCAUUAUCAUCCUACCCUCCUGAACCAUUACCUUUACCUCCAGGUUUCAGUGUUCUACUUGAUCUUGAUCAAGAUAAACUCAGUUCUUCCACCAACGGAAAUGCAACUACUGUUAAUUCUGUUGGUUAUCUACGUAAACCUCCUCUAAACAUCCCAACAACAAUGAUGUCAGGUGGUAGUAGUACUACUACUGGAUUACUUUUUCAUUCUUCUCCUUCUAGUCCACGACAAGAAUCAAUCAAUAGUUUUAAAACUUCUAAAUUUGAAAUAUUAAGUUUAUCCGAUUUAGCAAGUCGUCUUCUACCAUUAUUAGCUCAUAAUCGUCAUGUAUUUGGUUCAUAUUAUGCUGAAAUUAUUCAACCAUUACUUAUGCCUGAAAUUCAAAAACUUUCUAAUACCAAUCGUGAAAAAUGAUUUCAUAUAUGAUCUCCUUAUAUUAUAUACAAUCAUUGUUUUCAAUUGUAGACAACAACAAGGACUAUCCACUGUACAUUAAAAAAAAAACAACAACCGCUAUUCGUAUUAUUAUUAUUAUCAUUAUUAGCAGCAGCAUCCGCAGCAACAGUAGUAAUAGUUUGUUGGGGGUGUGGGGGUCUUUUUUUUUACACUAACAUUCAAUUUCUCUAUUCAUUGUCCAAUUGGUUCUUCCAUCUCAUAACUGUUCCCCCUUUUUUUUCUAUAGGAGAAUAAUAAAUAGUAUAUUGAUUACAAUAUCAUUACUCAUAUGUUCUCCACUACUUUAGUGUUGUUAUUUUCUUUCAUUCUUUCUUUUUGUUGUAUCUGUAUAUGUAGUCGUGUUAUCAAUAUGAACUUUACUUUACUUUUUCGUUAUUAUUGUUGUUGUUUAUUUUCAUUUAUAGAUUACGUAACUAGUAAGUAUUCUAGUUGAAUCAUUUACUUGUUUCAAAUGUUCAUUUAUUGCAUUUUGUGUAUCUUUUCUUUCUUUUUUUCUUUUCUUUCUUUUUUUCAACUUUAGUUUUUUUUCCUUUUUGAUAUUCAUGUUGUUUGUUUGUUUUGUUUUCUCUAUCGUUUAUCUUUUUUGUUAUUGUUUUGUAUAUAAUUCUUUAAUAUUUUUUAAAAUCUAAAUUGGCUAAAUAUACAUCCAAUAUUAUAUUACUAUUACGUAAUCAUCCAAAUAGGUUGUUUAAAAGAAAUACCUUAGUGAUUGUUUCCCUUUUUUUUAUUUUAAUGGAAUAGAAUUUUUGUUUUUUUUUUUAAUCACAUCAAUUUCAAUUGGUUCUUUUAUUGGUUACCUAUUAAAAUCUAUAAUUGUUCCUUACAUUUUGAUUGGUUGAUAACUUUUAAACAAUUACAUUUUAUUGUAUGUUUUUAUUCAAGUACAUUUACAUGUAUUUAGGUUUAUUGACUGAUUCUAUUAUAUCUAUAUCAAAAUGUAAAUAAUAAAUGAAAAGUUCGAUUAAAGGUAGAAUAUUAUUGUACUAAUUUUUAUGGAUUAGAUAGUGGUUGGAGGUAGUCGACAUGAAACUCUGGACCCGAGUUUCGUGUUACUUGGCACUCGUCAGUAAGGUUUAUCUGUAAUCUUGAUGGAACUGAUGCUCCUUAACGGAUUCGAUCCCGUGUCACCUAGCUUCACAGUCAGAGAGAUAUUACCACAGAGCCCUCAAUGUUGUGUCACCUAGACUGGUGGACACAUCGCAACAUGGUCAAUAGCAUUCGAUCUGCAGUAAUAAGGAUUAGACACGCAUGAUAUUGAUCACCACCCAGUGAUCAAU
Schistosoma spindalis is the source of this 3361-nucleotide messenger RNA. The record is from the annotation of a GenBank genome assembly. NCBI's taxonomy places the organism in Eukaryota, Metazoa, Platyhelminthes, Trematoda, Strigeidida, Schistosomatidae.